AUGGCCAAGAGGGAUAGGUUGACCAUGAAUUCCACACACCAGCCUGACGAAGGUUACUCAGAAGACCCUCUGAAUUCCGGCAGGAGCUAUGAUCUACCUGCCGUCCUUUCGACUCUCAAGUUGCCGGCAGAUCUGCCAGCUUGGGUGUCGGAAAAUGCAUCCUCCAUCCCCAUAUCACUGAAGAAGGAGCUUGCGAUGGCCCUUCUCCACCAGCUGCCGACCUCUGCCAUCUCCGAAAUUGUCCAGCAGCUGCAUCCUAGACUAUACAUCAACUUUGUCCAUCACUUGCCAGCCGAAAUCUGCCUCAAGAUCCUCUCCUACCUCGACCCCAACUCCCUCGUUUGCGUCAUCCAGACCUGCCGGGACUGGUGUGACUUAGCAGUCGACCCUAAGCUAUGGGAGAGGCUAUAUCGACUCGAAGGAUGGAAAGCCAUCCAGAGCGAGAUUGAGUCUUGCGAGACCAGUGUCAACAUUGGCCUGAACGACUCUAUCAGUCACCUUCAUCGCAUCCAAAACGCAGAGGGCCAUACUAGUAAGAUACGCGCGCUGCAGAGUGACGACACCAACAUGGAUGUCCCCAUGUCGGACGGCGAUAGGGCCGUCUCCCCUCUCGAUAACCCGACAGGUCGGAGCAUCUUUGGCUCCGGCAGCACCAGCAGUCGACCACAUGCCGCCCCCGCACCCCUUGUGGGUGGUCCGGACUCGGACCGAGCCACCACCGCCCAUAGACGCUUCGGGUCAUCUGAUUUGCGGCACAAGCGACGUGCGGUACGCGCGCCGUCGGAAGCCUCACUGCCCCCCAUCUUGCCACCCAAGGACCCCCGCGCCCUCAGACGUUCUACCCUGUGGAUGUGGGAUGGCAACAACUCGCGCUACCGCCUUAAUUGGAAGUAUCUGUACAACAUGAGACGGAGGCUCGAAUCUAAUUGGGAACUGGGAAAGGCCGUCCCCUUUCAGUUCCCCCACCCUAACCAUCCCGAGGAGGGCCAUAGCGAGUGCAUCUACACUCUCCAGUUCGACGCCAACUACCUCGUCAGCGGAAGCAGGGACAAGACCAUGAGGGUGUGGAAUGUCCACACCCGCCGGCUGAUGAGGCCGCCCCUUGUCGGCCACGAUAAAUCUGUCCUGUGCCUUCAGUUCGAUUCUGAUCCAGACGAGGAUUUGCUCGUCUCGGGCAGCAGUGAUUCCAACAUCAUCAUCUGGAAGUUCUCGACCGGCGAGAUACUCCAGAAGAUCCAGGAUGCCCAUUACGAGUCGGUUCUCAACGUUCGUUUUGACAAGCGCGUGCUCGUCACCUCAUCCAAAGACAAGAGCAUCAAGAUUUUCAACCGCCGCCCCUUGAAGUACGGUGACCUGGGAUACAACCAGGAGGUGGUCCAACCGACGGCAAUACGGCUGCGAAACUAUGGGUACGAGCCGGAACUCUCCCAGCAACUACCCAUUCAACCAGCCUUUACCAUGAUCGGGAAGCUUGACGGGCACGGUGCCGCAGUGAACGCUAUUCAGAUUCGAGGCAACUCGGUCGUGUCGGUGUCGGGAGAUCGCCACAUCAAGAUCUGGGACUGGCCCAGACAAGUCUGCACUAAGACGAUACCCGCACACGACAAGGGAAUCGCAUGCGUGGAGUUUGACGGGAGGAGGAUCGUGAGCGGUAGUAGCGACUACGAGGUUAGCAUUUUCGAUGCCCCGACGGGACUCAGGGUGGCGGAGCUUAAAGGGCAUGCCCACCUUGUGCGUACCGUGCAGGCUGGCUUCGGUGACCUACCGUACAGCGAGGUUGAAGACAGGCUCGAAGCGAAGAGGGUCGACGCCCGGUACUUCAAGGCAGUCGAAACGGGAAUGGUGGGCUCCCACAGCGAGCGGACCAGCCGAGGCGAGCGACGCGUCAAUGCCGGCAGCUCCCACCCGGCGGAUGUGCAGGCAUAUGGUGCCCACCUCCCGCCGGGUGGCGGCGGCGGCCGCAAGUAUAGCCGCAUCGUCUCGGGCUCGUAUGACCAGAGCAUCAUCAUCUGGCGGCGCGACAAGGAGGGCGUCUGGAAGCCCGCACAUCACCUGCGCCAGGAGGAAGCGGCCGAGGCAGCGCAGCGCAGGGAGGCCAUCCGGUCCAACUCCGACCCCAUCGCCAGCCUGAUGCAUAUGGCGACGCAGCCGGCCGCGAUGCCCCUCGUGCCGUCAGCGACCCCUCGGAUCGACCCCGGCAUGCCGCUGCCCACGCUGAACCAGACGGCCUGCCUGCCCCUCCCCAACGUGCACGACGCGCAGCCCCACCUCUCCGGUGGCGUGUACACAGCCCUCAUCGACCAGGUGGUGCCUGCCGGUGCCCACUCGCUGCAGCAGGCUCUGGCCAACUACCCGGGUAUGCUGUCGUACCGCAGCUACCUCCACAUGUCGAUUGAUCGGGAGCCGUCGACCUACGUGCGCGCCCAGCUGAGACAGGUCGUAACCGACGCCCUCGUCACUAUGCACAAUGCUCAGCGGGCCUUCCAGCAGGCCACGGCACCCAUAGCGGGACAGGAGACCAACAGCUCCGCCGGCGGCACGGCGGGCUCCACCGCAUCCGGGUCCGGAGCACCUGAGUCGGCCCGCGCCCGUGUUGCUCCCUCCGACACUGAAGCAACAGCAGGACUAUCAGCCACUCCGGUGGCGGCAGCGGCAGCAACCCAAGGACCACCGGCACAGCGAUCACACCAGGCGCAGCAAGCCCCGCCGGUGCCCGCCAAUGCGGUUCCCAUGCCGGAUAACGCCCCAGCAAGGGUCUUCAAGCUCCAGUUCGAUGCCCGCAAGAUAAUAUGCUGUAGUCAGGCUCCCAUCAUUGUGGGGUGGGAUUUCUGCAACGAUGAUCCGGAGCUUGAAGGGGCGAGUCGGUUCUUUGCGACGGUGGAUUAA
Molecule: messenger RNA, 2886 nt
Organism: Geosmithia morbida
Lineage: Eukaryota; Fungi; Ascomycota; Sordariomycetes; Hypocreales; Bionectriaceae
Product: F-box and WD-40 domain protein 1/11
Exons: 2
Coding region: 1-2886 (961 amino acids)
Molecular function (GO): protein binding
Source: RefSeq, a predicted model, not a curated record